AUGCCCAACUGGCGCGACCAGUACCUUUCUGGCAUCCAAGAUGCAGAGCUCAACAACCCCGUCAACAUGGAGCUGGUUCAAACAUGUUCGCAGAUGGCAGAUCGCAUAUCUGCUCUCGAAGCUGAAAAGAAUGGACUAGAAACCCUGGUCACAACCAACGGAAAGACGACUGCGCGACCGGCCGAGCCAUCGACAAACGAUCCAGGUGUCGCACAGCUGAAACAAGACCUCGCUGAAGCUCUUCGAUCAAAAGGUGUCACCGAGAAACGACUGCGUGCAAGCGAGGAAGAGUUGAUGCAGUUACGAUCCAAACACAAGACGAACACAAGAUCGAUAAGAGACCUCAUAGCCGACAAAAACAGUCUUACUACCAGACUUGAAGACAGAGACUAUGAGCUGAGGGAAAAACGCAAAUUCAUUGAGCAAGUCCAAGAUGAAAUGAUUGCACUAAAUCUCCAAAUGUCCAUGGCCGAGAAGGAAAGAGACAAAGUCAAAAAGGAAAACAAGGAGCUCGUCGACCGAUGGAUGAAGAGGAUGGCACAGGAAGCAGAUGCCAUGAAUCUUGCCAACGAGCCCCUCUUCGAAAAAGGACGAUGA
Molecule: messenger RNA, 597 nt
Organism: Fusarium venenatum
Lineage: Eukaryota; Fungi; Ascomycota; Sordariomycetes; Hypocreales; Nectriaceae
Product: autophagy-related protein 16
Source: RefSeq, a predicted model, not a curated record